GAUUACUGAGCCAUAAGCUCCACCAGCAGAUACUUGUCAGAUUCUGCGUACGGCAGAUAAAACCAUCACCAGUUGGAAUAUCUAGCAGACCGCAGUGAACAUGCCUAUUGGAAAUCAGGAUUCCGGAGUGACUGGCGCGGCCAAAUUCGUCACAUCGACCCUCGGCAACGCGGUCGGCGGCGUCUCUCGCACUGUUGGCGGGGUGACAGGCGCCGCGGGGCGAGGUAUCGGCGAUACCAUCACCGGCGCCACGGGGAGCGCAGGGAAGCCUGUUGGCGAUGCACUGGGGAGUGUGGGCAGCGGCGUGGAAGAUGGAGCCCGGAAGGUUGCCAAGGGAAUUGAAGAUGCUGGACAGUGGAAGUGAGAGGUGGGGGGGGGGAAGAGUGGACGAUGGGAACAAGAGUAAACAAUGAUGGAUGUCGGUCGGUAGGCGGUGUGCUAGUUCUUCCUGCAGUUUCAUGAUUGUUACUGUUGCUCUAAAGAAGCAAGCUGGAAAGCCUUCAAACCUAUAAGGGUGCUUUUGACUAAUGCGAUUGAUGAUUAUCUACGUCUGCAGGAACAGC
Messenger RNA from Aspergillus neoniger CBS 115656, 563 nucleotides. RefSeq lists its product as uncharacterized. The record is from RefSeq and is a predicted model, not a curated record. Lineage: Eukaryota; Fungi; Ascomycota; Eurotiomycetes; Eurotiales; Aspergillaceae. The transcript has a single exon. Bases 101 to 364 code for a protein of 87 amino acids.